AUGACUCUAGUACAUGGAAUUGAGCUGCACAGUGACGUGUGGGAGGCGAUUACGAAAGUCCUCGACCUUGAAGACUGGAACCCCAACUUUGCUGAAUGUUUUGAUCCACUGGUCCCUGGUGUGUACACCUUCGGCUCUGUUCCACUUACCGAGGGUCGCCUUCUGAGUUGGCCCAACACGCUGCGCUCCAAACAAGAACCUUUCAAUCUGUUGGAGCCAUCUGAGCCAGGGAAUUUGACUGUUAUCAAGCUCCGGUUAGUUGAUCCUCUUUAUCACAUUUGCUCUACCCGAAAUGUGCCACCGCAGCAGCAGCACGAAUGGACCCCGGGGGCGUGA
Messenger RNA from Penicillium antarcticum, 336 nucleotides. RefSeq lists its product as uncharacterized. Bases 1 to 336 code for a protein of 111 amino acids. The record is from RefSeq and is a predicted model, not a curated record. NCBI's taxonomy places the organism in Eukaryota, Fungi, Ascomycota, Eurotiomycetes, Eurotiales, Aspergillaceae. The transcript has 2 exons.